AUGGCUCCACGAUCGCUGUUCCUUGCCGUUCCGGUGGUUUUCAGUCUUAGUGGCACUCAGCCGCUGCAGGCAGCUGCGGCGGGAGAUUUGGAAAAGUCUCUUCAGCGCCCAGAAAUGCUACCUUUCUUGCCUUUCUUAUGGAAGAAUGAAGGUUUGCUUUUCACCGACAUUCUGCUCCAAAAGCUGCUCCUUCCGUUCGGUCUCACGUCUCCGUACACCAAUCUGUUCCUUACCGAUGCAAUCCGAACGAUCGCGAAUGAUUUAGACUUUUCCGACGACAGCAGUCGGCGACUCCGGGGGCGCCGAUUGCAGGCGUCAGAGUCACCUAGAGAAACGAUUCGCGCCUUCACCAAAAGCCUGCAUGGAGCUCUUGGAGGCAAUGUGUUUGAUUUAGGAUUUGCAGACCAACUGAUCGAUGAGCUGCCUUCAUCAGUUUCUGAGCAGUUAGCCAGCGUGACAGAAGCAUUCGGAAGUGAAAUACUGCGGAUUUUGGCAGACGCCGAGAACCCUGCAUCAGUGAUUAUUCAGCAGUUGGUGGCUCCGUUCGAAGGAGACGGUAUUCCAUUUCUUGUAGGAGCUGAGACAAGCGACGACACUAGCUAUGCUCCGCGGGCUUUACAAGAAGUGGAGAGCUUGGCGACCCCGUCCACCGGGCCGAAUGAUGAUGAUCAGAAGGACACAGCCGCCGCUGCAUUGAUGAAAAUGAUUGAGGCAGCUCUUGGAGAUUUCAACACUUCAUCUGGAGCCAGCAGUGCUGAACCUCUAGAAUUGAGCUCAGCGCAAGAGAAUCUUUCGGCACGGGCGGCCGUUGUGGGUGUGGCUCAUGAGAUAGGCCAAGAAUUCGGAGUUGCGGAGCUCUACGCCAAUCUUGCAGGCGCCUUCUGUGACGAAUUCUUGAUCCCAUCGGGCUUGGUCAAGGAAGUGGCUGCCUUGAUCCUGAAAGCAAAGGCAGCUAUGGGGGAAGGCGACUUAAGCAUGUUGAAUCCUGUCAGCCUUCUGGUAGGCAUAAUCGGGUCAAAGACCGGAGAUGAUGUUGACUUGCAAGAUCUGCUCGCAUUCGCUGCAGAGAUUGGCCGUGCCCUAGGUUCGGAGAAAUUCUACGUCAGCCUUGCAAAAUCUUUCUUUUGCACAUUCCUAGUCCCCUUCAAGCUGGAUAAGGUGGUCACGGAGUUGCUUCUAGAGAAGAAAGAGGCACUUUUGAAGGCGGCAGCCGUCAAGGCGUUUCUUCUAACGAAGACAUCUGCCAAGGCCUUUGCCGCUGCUCUGCUGACCCCGAAGGCGCUGGCUGCGUUGGCGCUAAAAAGCUCUGAUUUGCUGAAACUCCCGCUAUUGAUGGGAGGGGGGCUUGACAAAUUUGUUUUGGGAGGAGUCGACAAGUUUGAUCUUCCCAAAAUUCCUAUCCUUCUCGGAGGCAUCAAGUUCUUGUACCCCGAGGCAUGCCUGAAGAUCCUCGCUCAUGCACUUCAGAUAGGAGAAAAGUUUGGCAAAGGGCUCCUCUACAUGGCUGUGAGUAAGGCAGUAGUUCAUACUGUCUUGGAUCCUCUGGGCUUGACUGAGGUAGUUGCAUCCUUGUUCGCUGCCAAGUUCGAGAAAACAGGCGGAGGCAGCUGGCCUUUCUCAGGGCCCGCGAGAACCGUGACGAUAAUACAGGGAGAAUCGGCGGACAAGGCCAGCAAAGAGUCAAUUCUCGCUAUUGCCCGACAUGCCGGAGACGUGACAGGCAAUGGAGACCUUUAUGCUUCACUGAUGAGCUUUUUCGUCGACAACGUUCUGGACCCUCUUGGGCUCACGCAGUCUGUCGCGGAUGCUGUUCAUGACGGUGUCGCAACGAUGUCUACAGCGGGUGCGAAUGUGAGCCUCACCGACAUCAUUGAAAAUCUUGUGGUUGCCGUGUAUACGUCUUAG
This is a messenger RNA of Besnoitia besnoiti, 1905 nucleotides long. RefSeq lists its product as uncharacterized. The record is from RefSeq and is a predicted model, not a curated record. The transcript is spliced from 2 exons. Bases 1 to 1905 code for a protein of 634 amino acids. Lineage: Eukaryota; Apicomplexa; Conoidasida; Eucoccidiorida; Sarcocystidae.